CACCGUGCAGCCCUCCCCCAUCUCCAGUAUAAAAAAACCCCACAUGUCCAGAUCUGUCCUUUUUUGCCUCUGUUAAAAUCAGGGACCCCUUGAUUGUCGCUGGACUUAAGCCGGAAAGUCAAAAUGGGAAAGGAAAAAAUCCACAUUAACAUCGUGGUCAUUGGCCAUGUGGAUUCCGGCAAGUCCACAACUACCGGCCACCUGAUCUACAAGUGCGGAGGAAUCGACAAGAGAACCAUCGAGAAGUUUGAGAAGGAAGCUGCUGAGAUGGGUAAGGGCUCCUUCAAGUACGCCUGGGUGUUGGACAAACUGAAGGCUGAGCGUGAGCGUGGUAUCACCAUCGACAUCGCUCUGUGGAAGUUUGAGACCAGCAAGUACUAUGUGACCAUCAUUGAUGCCCCUGGACACAGAGACUUCAUCAAGAACAUGAUCACUGGAACCUCCCAGGCUGACUGUGCUGUGCUGAUCGUCGCUGCUGGCGUUGGUGAGUUUGAGGCUGGUAUCUCCAAGAACGGGCAGACCCGUGAGCACGCCCUGCUGGCCUUCACCCUUGGAGUGAAGCAGCUCAUCGUUGGCGUCAACAAGAUGGACUCCACUGAGCCCCCUUACAGCCAGGCCCGUUUUGAGGAAAUCCAAAAGGAAGUGAGCGCCUACAUCAAGAAGAUCGGCUACAACCCAGCCACCGUGGCUUUUGUCCCCAUCUCUGGAUGGCACGGAGACAACAUGCUGGAGGCCAGCGACAAGAUGAGCUGGUUCAAGGGCUGGAAGAUUGAGCGUAAGGAGGGAGGAGCAACAGGUGUUACACUCCUGGAGGCUUUGGACUCCAUUCUGCCGCCCAGUCGCCCCACUGACAAACCCCUGCGUCUGCCCCUGCAGGACGUCUACAAAAUUGGCGGUAUUGGAACUGUCCCUGUCGGCCGUGUUGAGACCGGAAUCUUGAAGCCUGGCAUGGUUGUCACCUUCGCUCCCCCCAACCUGACCACUGAGGUGAAGUCGGUGGAGAUGCACCACGAGUCUCUUACCGAGGCUCUUCCCGGUGACAACGUUGGCUUCAACAUCAAGAACGUUUCCGUCAAGGAAAUCCGUCGUGGAAACGUGGCUGGCGACAGCAAGAACGACCCACCGCUGGCGGCUGAAAACUUCACCGCUCAGGUCAUCAUCCUGAACCACCCCGGUCAGAUCGCUCAGGGUUACGCUCCUGUGCUUGACUGCCACACCGCUCACAUCGCCUGCAAGUUCAGCGAGCUCAAGGAGAAGAUCGACCGCCGUUCUGGCAAGAAGCUGGAAGACAACCCCAAAGCUCUGAAGUCUGGAGACGCCGCCAUCAUCACCAUGGUGCCUGGAAAACCCAUGUGUGUUGAGAGCUUCUCCCAGUAUCCUCCUCUGGGCCGCUUCGCCGUGCGUGACAUGAGGCAGACGGUGGCCGUCGGGGUCAUCAAGAAUGUGGAGAAGAAGGCGCCCUCCGGCGGGAAGGUCACCAAGUCUGCACAGAAGGCCGAGAAGAAGAAAUGAAUUGGCGUGCAGGACAUCCAACAAAAAGUCACGUCUCAGCAGCAGAGGGCCACGCCGGGCCCCUCUCCCCCUCGCCACAGCUCUCUACUCAAGGACUGGCUAAUGCUCAUUAAGGCCCACCGCAAAAGUUUCCGCAGGAAAGGAGGGUUUGUGCCUUUAUUAAGAAGCUGUGAUCUCAACUAAGUUCAAAACAUGACAAUAAAAAUCGCGUACAUUGCCCAAGGAAAA
Oryzias latipes (Japanese medaka) is the source of this 1740-nucleotide messenger RNA. Its product is annotated as elongation factor 1-alpha. The record is from RefSeq and is a predicted model, not a curated record. Gene Ontology annotation, biological process: translational elongation. Gene Ontology annotation, molecular function: GTPase activity; translation elongation factor activity; GTP binding. NCBI's taxonomy places the organism in Eukaryota, Metazoa, Chordata, Actinopteri, Beloniformes, Adrianichthyidae.